CAUGUCAAGAGAUGAGUGAUAUUAAGGAACUGUAACUGAACUGAAGACUCAGGAACAACUGGACCCUAGCUUGGGUGUUGAGCCCUGAUUUGUGAAGGAACAGCUGCAAAACUGCAAGUCCCAGGAUGCUUUUCACUAACGAGCACAGUGCACAGGUGUCUGUAAAGUUCACACAUGCUCAGUGUGGUGGUUGGAGCCUUUUUCCAUAGGCUCCUGACUAGGUUAAAUAAGGUGGAGCAAAUGGCCCCACCCCAAAACCAGUCUUUAGGGUUCAGGGUUUGAGCCAAGCCCCAGGGUGGAGCCAGAAUUUACCUUUGUACUUCAUGCGGGUCAGGGUUGGUGGUAACUGGCUGGGUGGGUCUAGAACUGGCUGCCAUCCUGACACGUCUCAGAGCUGCAAGCAGGUCCUGCCAGUCAGCCACCAUGGCCUCUCAGCUUCUUGGGCUGGCAGAAGAGUCUGGCCCAAGCCCUGGGGAGUCUGAACUGGCUGUGAACCCCUUUGAUGGGCUCCCCUUCUCUUCCCGCUACUACGAGCUGCUUGAGCAGCGCCGAGCCUUGCCCAUCUGGGCUGCUCGCUUUAUCUUCUUGGAGCAAUUGGACAGUAGCCCCAGUGGAGUGGUGCUGGUGUCUGGAGAGCCUGGCUCUGGCAAGAGCACCCAGAUCCCUCAGUGGUGUGCAGAGUUUGCACUGGCCAGGGGGUUCCAGAAGGGCCGGGUAACUGUCACUCAGCCCUACCCUCUGGCAGCCGUGAGCCUGGCCCUGCGGGUUGCUGAUGAGAUGGACCUGACCCUGGGUCAUGAGGUUGGAUACAGCAUCCCCCAGGAGGACUGCACUGGGCCCGACACCCUGCUCAGGUUUUGCUGGGACAGGCUGCUUCUGCAGGAGGUGGCCUCGACCCGGGGCACUGGAGCCUGGGAUGUGCUGGUGCUGGAUGAGGCUCAGGAGCGGUCAGUGGCCUCAGAUUUGCUCCAGGGGCUGCUGCGAGAUGCCAAGCUGGGAAACCUUCCAGGGGACCCCAGAGUGGUUGUGGUUACUGACCCAGCCCUUGAACCUAAGCUCCAAGCCUUCUGGGGCAAUACUCCUACUGUACAUGUACCCAGAGGGCCUGGCGAGUGUCCCACUCCUGUCUACAGGGACUCUGUCCCCACUGACCGAGUAGAAGCUGCCUGCCAAGCUGUGCUUGAAUUGUGUCAGCAGGAGGCUCCAGGAGAUGUGCUUGUGUACCUGCCCAGUGAGGAGGAAAUUUCCCUGUGCUGUGAAUCCUUGUCCAGGGAGGAGGGGCCCUUGGCUCUCCAAGGGCCUCCACCAUGGGUGCUGCCCCUUCACCCAGGCCAUGGUCAAGGCGUUCAGGCUGUGUACAAGGACAUUGAUUCAGGUGCCCGAAAGGUCGUGGUCACUCACUGGCUGGCGGACUUCUCCUUCUCCCUCCCUUCCAUCCGACAUGUCAUUGACUCAGGACUGGAGCUUCAAAGUGUUUACAAUCCUCAGAUCCGAGCAGAAUCCCAAGUGUUGAGGCCAAUCAGCAGGUGUCAGGCAGAGGCAAGACGACUGCGGGCAAGAGGGGCCACACCAGGGUCCUGCCUCUGCCUGUAUCCUAAGUCUUUCCUAGAGCUAGAGGCUCCCCUACUGCCUCAACCCAGGGUGUGUGAGGAGAAUCUGAGCCCCCUGCUAUUACCACUAAAGAGGAGACAGAUUGCAGCGCCAGGGGAGUGUCACUUCCUGGACCGGCCUGCUCCAGAAGCACUGAUGCAGGCCCUGGAAGACCUAGACUAUCUGGCAGCCCUGGAUGAUGAUGGGGACCUGUCAGACCUGGGAGUCAUCCUGUCAGAGUUCCCCCUGAGCCCUGAGCUGGCCAAAGCCCUGCUGGCCUCGUGCGAGUUUGACUGUGUGGACGAGAUGCUCACCCUCGCCGCCAUGCUCACGGCUGCCCCUGGGUUUACCCAUCCUCCACUCUGUGCAGAAGAAGCUGCCUUGCGUCGGGCCCUGGAACACGCAGAUGGUGAUCACAGCUCUCUGAUCCAGGUGUAUGAAGCCUUUAUACAGAGUGGAGCAGACAAGGCUUGGUGCCAGGCUCGGGGUCUAAACUGGGCAGCAUUGUGCCAAGCCCGUAAACUUCGAGGAGAACUCCUAGAACUCAUGCAACAAAUUGAACUUCCCUUGUCCCAACCAGCGUUUGGCUCUGAGCAGAAUCGCAGAGACCUUCAGAAAGCACUGGUGUCAGGAUACUUCCUUAAGGUGGCCCGAGACACAGAUGGGACUGGAAAUUACCUGCUCCUAACCCAUAAACAUGUGGCCCAGCUCUCCCCAUAUUGCUGCUACCGAAGCCGCCGGGCUCCAGCCAGACCCCCACCAUGGGUGCUUUACCACAGUUUCUCCAUUUCCAAAGACAACUGCCUUUCCAUUGUUUCUGAGAUUCAGCCACAGAUGCUGGUGGAAUUGGCCCCUCCAUACUUCCUGAGUAACUUGCCCCCAAGUGAAAGCAGAGACCUCCUGAACCAGCUGAGGGAAGAAAUGGCAGAUUCUUCAACAGGGAGUGAAUCCUCCUCCACCCAAGAGCUUGGAGAUGCCUGUGUCCUGCAGUGACCUGCCUAAGGAAUGGAGCUGAGCCCAUCUCAUCACAUUAGAUCCUCCCCCAGGCUAGCCAAGACAGCCAGCCAGAUUUAGAAGCCCAAAGUUUAGGGUCAGAUGUAAAUCCUGGAAUCUGAGUCUCAAGAAAUGAUGGGCUGGGAGUGGAAGGAAUCGGGUAAGCCAUAGUCCACAUAGGGUAGGACCCUUUCUUUGGCUUUUUUCUAUUUAUUGGAGAGGCACUGACAUACCCCUAAGUUAUGCCAAACCCAUCCUUGUGCUCCCCUUUGGUCUAUAAAAGUUCUUUUUCUAUGGUGCCAAA
Molecule: messenger RNA, 2887 nt
Organism: Ceratotherium simum simum (southern white rhinoceros)
Lineage: Eukaryota; Metazoa; Chordata; Mammalia; Perissodactyla; Rhinocerotidae
Source: RefSeq, a predicted model, not a curated record